Phymastichus coffea is the source of this 2908-nucleotide messenger RNA. RefSeq names its product beta-alanyl-bioamine nonribosomal peptide synthetase ebony (gene e). The transcript is spliced from 14 exons. The coding region runs from base 252 to 2831 and encodes 859 amino acids. The record is from RefSeq and is a predicted model, not a curated record. NCBI's taxonomy places the organism in Eukaryota, Metazoa, Arthropoda, Insecta, Hymenoptera, Eulophidae.
AAACAGGACAGUGAAUGGAAGUUGUGACUGAAAGUUUCGAUCCUCGACUUACCAAACAAAAGUUUUAAAGCUCUUUCAAAUAUAUAGUUAAAUAGAUACUUAUUCCAUAUCUCUGUUCAAAUUUACCGUCAAAGUGCUGUGGAUAAAAAUUACCAGAUAUUUAAAGUUUCUCUACUUCAUUUGGUCAAUGCUGGUCAUAUAAUUAAGUUGUUUAACGUACUUUCUGAGAAGAGAUUAGUAUUAUAUUUCUAAUGAACAAGAUGGACUUAUCAGUAGAUUUAUCGAUUUUGAAAGGAGAAAUAUCUAGCUCAGAACAUUUUUCUCUUUUUUCACUAUUCAGAGCGACUGUGGUUAAAAAUCCAACAAAAAUAGCAGUAAUUUAUGAUGAUGACGAAGAAACUAAAAAAUUAUCAUAUGAAAGUUUAGAUUCAAUCUCUGACCGAAUAGCAGAAGUUUUAAAGUCAUACUGUAAUCGUCACAUGUCCAAAAAUUUAAUUAUAGCUGUCUCCGUGAAACCAUCAGAACGAUUACCAAUUAUUUUAUUAUCAAUACUGAAAGCAGGAAUGGCAUAUUUACCAAUAGAUGUCGAAUUUCCUGCAGACAGAAUUAGAUAUAUAUUAGAAGAUGCACAACCUCUACUAUGCAUAACUGAAAAAUCAGUGGAUUCCAGAUAUUUCAGUAACAUACUCACGGUACUUGACACUGAUUUAUUCUUAGAGUCUGAAAAAAGGGUAGGAAACAUAACAAUUGACGAAGAUACGUCUAAGGUAGCACUUGUUUUAUAUACAUCUGGUAGCACCGGAACACCAAAAGGUGUUCGAUUGCAAUAUAAGGCUCUUAUAAAUAGACUGACAUGGCAGUGGGAAGAAUUACCUUAUAAACAUAAUGAAAAUUGUUGUAUUUUCAAAACGGCUAUAACAUUUGUUGAUAGUGUUUGUGAAAUAUGGGGACCAUUGAUGCAAGGUCUGACAUUAAUAGUUAUUCCUAGGCAUAUAACGAAAAAUCCAGAAGAAUUUAUUCAUGUUUUAGAUAAAUACAAGAUCCAGAGAAUUGUUUUGGUUCCAUCUUUAUUGAAAUCUAUGUUGAUGUACAUACGACUUCAGCAAAUCAGAAGCCACCUCAAAGAAUUGAAAUUAUGGAUUUGUUCUGGAGAAACUUUGUCGGUAUCCUUAGUUCAAGAAUUUUUUCAUAUAUUCAAUGGAGAUAAUAAAUUAUUAGCUAAUUUUUAUGGCAGCACAGAAGUUAUGGGUGAUGUGACGUUUUAUAUAUUACGAGAAGAUAACUAUCAUCAAUAUAAUGAUAAGAUCCCCAUUGGAAGGCCUAUGAAAAAUUGUUUAACUUAUAUAGUGGAUGAAAACUGCUGCUUAAUAUCACAAGGUAAAGUAGGACAGUUGUUGAUAGCUGGAAGAAACUUAGCUGAUGGAUAUAUACAUGAUUUUAAUUCUAAUAAGUUUAUAGAUAAUCCAUAUUCCAAAGAUAAAGAUUAUACAAAAGUAUUCUGCACAGGUGAUUACGCAAAGAUAGAAAAUGAUUUGUUAUAUUAUGAAGGGCGGUACGAUAAUCAAGUAAAAAUAAGAGGUCAUCGAGUUGAUUUAUCAGAAGUAGAAAAAGCAUUAUUAAACUUAAAUUCGAUAAAAGAUGCUGCAGUGUUAUCAACUAAACCUUGUGAUACUGAAAAGCUUCUUUUAGGUUUCAUUAUACCUGAACGAACUGAAUCAAUGAUUGAUAUCAACCAGAUUAAAACUUCUCUUAAUAAAACGCUUAUGCCUUAUAUGAUACCUGAAAUUAUUAUUAUUGAUAAUAUGCCGCUGCUUAUUAAUGGGAAAAUUAAUCGACAACAUUUAUUAGAAUCCUAUUAUAAACAACAAGAGAGAAGUGCAAUAAAAAAUAAAGUAUAUAAUUAUGCGAAUAUACCAAUAGAAGAACUAAAUAAAGCUAAAGCUCUGUUUGAUACUAUUGGAUCAGUUGUUGGACAUAAUUCUUGUAAUAUUAUAAACAUUGAUGCAAAUUUUUAUGAAAUUGGUGGAAACUCGUUAAAUUCUAUAUAUACUAUUUUAAAACUACGCGAACAAGGUUUCCACAUUGGAAUAACAGAUUUUAUAACAGCUAAAACUAUGAGAGACAUAGUUUCGAAAAUGACAAUAGCCGAUAUGAAUCCCAAUGAAGAUGAUUUAAUGAACACGGAAAAAUAUAUUUUAGAAAUGUUGAAAGAGUGCCAUAAAACACAGGUUAUAGAAAUGAUUACAGAAAGUUUUUUCACAAAAGCUGAUCUUGAGAGAUGGCUAAUUCCAGAUGUUAAAAAGGAACAUUAUUUUGAUUUAAUGCAAAUACUCUGGGAUUCAUUAGUAGAAAAAAAUUUGAGUUUUGUAUUAAAGUCAUCAGAUAACAUAAUUUUAUCAGUUUCUUUAAACUUCGAUGCAAGAGAUGAACCAGAAAUUGUUAUUGAAUCUAAAUUAAGUAUUGUAUUCGACUUCUUGGAGUAUCUAGAAAAACCAAUCAGGGAAACACGAUUACCUCGAGGAAAAAAUACAAUUUUUCAUACGUUUAUGAUGGCAACGAAGAACGAUUUGGAUGCUUCUGAAAAUAUUAUAUUGAUGAGAAUGAUGGAGCAAAAAUGUUUAGAAAUAGCUAAAUCGAAAAAUUUUCUUGGAAUAUUAACAACAAAUACGAGUCCUUUAACGCAGCAACUGGGCACUGAUAUAUUUAAUUACGAAGUGAUGUUAGACUAUCAAGUUAAUCAAUACGUGGCUCCUGAUGGAACAAAACCUUUUCAGAAAGCGCCAAACGAUCAAAGAGCUGUAGUUUCAUGGAUAAAAAUAAAUUAUCAUUGAACUAAUUUCUAAAAUAAAAAAAAACAAUUUGUUUUAUUAUAUAAUGCUAAAUAUAUAAAAAGCGAAUAAAGAUCUAU